Acanthamoeba castellanii str. Neff is the source of this 732-nucleotide messenger RNA. RefSeq names its product BTG family protein. The record is from RefSeq and is a predicted model, not a curated record. The coding region runs from base 1 to 732 and encodes 243 amino acids. Lineage: Eukaryota; Discosea; Longamoebia; Acanthamoebidae. Gene Ontology annotation, biological process: negative regulation of cell population proliferation; negative regulation of mitotic cell cycle. The transcript has 2 exons. Gene Ontology annotation, cellular component: nucleus; cytoplasm.
AUGGAGGUCAACGACCUGAGCGAGGCCCAGCUCCAAAGCUUCGAGUGGGCUCUGGUCGAGGCCCUCACACGCAAGUACCAGGAUAUGCCGUGGCGAGGUCAGGGCUAUCGCUCGAUUCUGUCCGAGGACUGCGCGCACGUCGUCGAUCACGUCCUGCGCCAUGCCGCGCGCGAGGCCCACAUCACCGACCUGCCCUACAGGAUGCCUGCCGAGGCCUUCGUGAUCUGGGUCGAUCCUGGCGAUGUCGAAGUCAAAUUCCUCAAAUCGCAUCGAACCGAGGUGCUCUACCACCAGCCCUCCUACACGAUGGUGCCCGAUUCGAGCGCUGCGAGCCACAGACGCAGCAUGGCUGCCACGUCCUCGUCGAGCACGCGCAACAGCUACGGCCAUGGCCGCGUUCGGUCAAUCGAGGAGGUGGACGUCGAUGGCGCUUCAUCUCUGCUCAUGCCCGACGAUGACCGCAGCAUGCGCUACAAGAACGGGCUGCAACAGCAGCACGACUACCUGAACGCCUCGGACAGCGCCGUCUUCGUCCAACGCGGCCAUGCCAGCCCGCCUCGCGCCUCGACUGGCGCGUGGAACGCUGGCAGCGGCACCUACACCAGCAAGUCGCCAUCGAAGUUCAACCUCAACGCUCGCCCCUGGGAGCGGCCUUCGAAUGGACCUUCAUCUUGGGGCGCCAAGCCUGGCUUUCGCUCACCGAGCCCAGUCGGCCUGGCUGGCGUCGUGUAA